AUGUAUGUUUCAAAAAAAUCUGAUGAUGCACUGACAGUCAAUGAUCAAUUAAAUUUAUCUCAAGGUCAUGCAACAUCUCCAAUACAUGAUAUACACUCACCAGUCAGCAAUCAAUCGAUUGCACCUCAAGGUCUCACAACAGCUCCAAUAUAUGACAAACAUUCAUCAAUCAAUAUUUUUGGACUUAAUAUCUCACCUAAUUACAACUUACCUGUAACAUGCACCACAAAUCCUCGAAAUAUACAACUUUCUUUUUCUGAUAAUUCACUCAGUAGUGAUGCAGAAGAUCAACCACAAUGGUUGAUUAAAUUAGAAAAAAAAUAUAGCAAAAAAAUACUAGAUUGGGAUAACCAAAUGAUGAAAGACUGGCAAGAAGUAUUAAAAAAGUUUCAACAAGACUGGAAUAUGAAGGUACAAAUAGAGCGAAGUCGAUUGAUCGAACAAUUGCAAGCAGAAUUAAAUGAAGAAAAACGUAAACGCUUAGUCAAAGAACAACAGUAG
Rotaria sordida is the source of this 501-nucleotide messenger RNA. Lineage: Eukaryota; Metazoa; Rotifera; Eurotatoria; Philodinida; Philodinidae. The record is from the annotation of a GenBank genome assembly.